Messenger RNA from Dermacentor albipictus, 1173 nucleotides. Its product is annotated as NADH-cytochrome b5 reductase 3-like. The record is from RefSeq and is a predicted model, not a curated record. Gene Ontology annotation, molecular function: oxidoreductase activity. Lineage: Eukaryota; Metazoa; Arthropoda; Arachnida; Ixodida; Ixodidae.
UCAUCAUCAUAUCGAACAGCGCGGAAGAAGAAGAGAAAGCCCACGUUGGCGUGUUUCCGCAGGCUAUCAGCGAAACAGGGAGAAAAAAACUAAACAAGAAGGCCUUUCAACCCGACAGGAGUGGACAUGCGGCUGACCGUGAACCGGCGUCCCAUCCUGGUGUUGCUGGCGUCCGCGGCGGCAGCGUUCGGCGCCGUGGCCCUGGCCGUGCUGCUGGUGCGCAGGAUACGCAUCUUCCUCGCGGGCGAAGUCCUGCUGACCCAGGAUCGCGCCUCGUACACGGUGUGGCUCGAGCAGCGCCUCCCCGUCACCCACGACGUGCGCCUGUUCCGGUUUGCCCUGAACAGCCCCAAGCAGAAGCUGGGCUUUCGGGUGGGCGAGCACGUGCUGCUGUACGCGCGCAUCGGUGACCGCACGGUGAUGAGGCCGUACACGCCGGUCAGCCGCACGGAUCAGCGGGGCAGCUUCGACAUCAUGGUGAAGAUCUACCCGCCGGGCGUGUCCAAAAAGCACCCCAUCGGAGGGAUCAUGAGCCAGUACCUGGACAGCCUCCAGCCGGGAGAUCAGAUAGAGAUCCAGGGCCCGAAGGGUCGCUUCGUUUACGAAGGGCGCGGCCACUUCGCCACCGCCGACGGCCGCCGGAUGGCGCUCGUGACUCGGCUUGGAUUGGUGGCGGCCGGAAGCGGCGUCACUCCGAUGCUGCAGCUGCUGCGACACCUGCUCGCCGACGCCGUCGACCAGACGAGGGUGAUGAUGAUCGACGUCAACCACAGCGAGGAAGACAUCAUCGCGCACCAGGAACUCGACGACUACGCCAAGAGCAACCAGGCCUUCAGCAUACGGCAUGUGCUGAGCCGGCCGCCUACGUACGAAGGCAUGCCGGGAUACGUGCCAGGGCCCCUGAGCCUGGAAAUCAUGACCGAGCACCUUCCUCCGCCGGACUCGGGCACGAUGGUGCUCUGCUGUGGACCCCCUCGGCUCAUCGCCGACAUCUGCGCGCCGGCCCUCAGGGACAUCGGGCACAAGCCGAACAGGGUGCUCUACUUUUGAACGACACAGCUCGGUCACCGAAGCUUCCUUUUUUUUUGUCCAUUACAAACUGCGCUGUUGCUUUCGGGAUCGAUGACGAAAGAAUACUCCAUCGAAUAAACACUUUGUCUGUAGAAGACUAUA